This is a messenger RNA of Saprolegnia parasitica CBS 223.65, 837 nucleotides long. RefSeq lists its product as hypothetical. Bases 25 to 804 code for a protein of 259 amino acids. Gene Ontology annotation, molecular function: serine-type exopeptidase activity; dipeptidyl-peptidase activity. The record is from RefSeq and is a predicted model, not a curated record. Gene Ontology annotation, biological process: proteolysis. NCBI's taxonomy places the organism in Eukaryota, Oomycota, Saprolegniomycetes, Saprolegniales, Saprolegniaceae. The transcript has a single exon.
UGCUACCGCGCGGUCGAGCAGGCCAUGGUGGCCCUGCAUGGCCUUCUCGACGGCGGCCGCGAAGGUCGGCAAAAGCUCAACGAGCUCUUCCACCCGUGCACGCCCAUGAAGAACGAGUUUGAUGACUCGGUCUUCGAGUCGUCCGUCAUGUCGCUCUUCCAGGGCGUGUCCCAGUACAACGCCAUUUACGCAGGCCCGACGCUCACGGACGUGUGCAACAUCUUCGCGAAGAGCAACGACUCGCUCGCGCAGCUCGCCGCGUUCGUCCAGACGGCGUCGAAAAAGCCGUGUUUGGACUCGAACUUUGAAGGCACGGCCAACGGCACGAUCGAGGUGCUCAGCGAAACGGCAUUCGACGGCACGAGCUCGAGCCGCCAAUGGUUUUACCAGACGUGCAAAGAGUUUGGGUACUUUCAGACGGCCGAGUCGAACCAGUCGCCGUUCUGGCCGCUCAAAACACAGACGCUCCAGAACGUCGGCCUCGAAGUGUGCAAGCGCGUCUUCCAGAUUCACGUGCACCCGGACACGCUCGGCAUCAACAUUGGCUACGGGUCGCUCGACAUUACGGUCGACCACGUCGUCUUUCCCAGCGGCACCAUCGACCCGUGGCACGCGCUCGCCGUCCAAAACACGACGCGCAUGAACACCAAGGCGGCGCGCCCGAUCUUCAUCGAAGGCACGGCCCACUGCGCCGACAUGCACGCGCCCAACGCGACCACCGACUCGGGCCACAUGCGCUGGGCACGCCGCGAGAUCGCCGCCGCCGUCGCUUCGUUUGUGAGCACCCCGAUCGCUGCCGAGUAGUUUAAAGCAGUUGAUCAAACAAGUCGCGAAUGC